Messenger RNA from Paramecium tetraurelia, 2616 nucleotides. RefSeq lists its product as uncharacterized. Lineage: Eukaryota; Ciliophora; Oligohymenophorea; Peniculida; Parameciidae. The transcript is spliced from 4 exons. The record is from RefSeq and is a predicted model, not a curated record.
AUGUUGCAAGAUAAUGCGAUUCAUAACUUCAACUUAUCUUUCGGACCUAAACAAUAAACUACAAAUGCUAAGGUCUGUUAUAAAGAGACGCCUGAAUCCAAUAUUUCACUAUAAUCAGAAGAAUUGUUAUCUCCCUUUAGAGAAAACUCGCCUUAAAAUUGGCAAAGGAAGAAGAUUACAUACUAAAAUUCUUUCAACACAUUAGAUAAAUAACAUAUUAUAUAGUUGCAAUAAACAAUGAGACCGAAAGCUCAAACUUCUUAAAUUGUUAAAUUUUUAAAAGUCACAAAAACUAUGGGGAUUGUGUAAAGAUUUAAGACAAAUCUAUUCUUAAAUGCUUAUAUACUUCCUAAGAAAUCAUAGGAGCAGUUUUAAAAGCAAGAAAAGUAUACAAACACUGUUGUUUAGAACGACUCAAAAAAAAGAAACCAUCAAAGUAAAUAAAUCCCUCUUAUUUCACCCUCAAGUCCCAUUUCAUAAAUCUUUGACAUGAUGAGCAUCAUCGUUCAAUUAAUGGCUUUAUGGAUAAUUUCCAUUAUGGCUGUAUUUACUAAUGUAGAUGAUAAUCAAGCUCAAAUUAUUCUAUUUAUAACCGUCUUCCUUGUUUUAGAACUCAUAUUCUCACUCAAUAGAGCAAUCAUAAUACAAGGUCUGAUUAUAGAAGAUCGAUCAAUUAUAUUUUAAAAUUUUGUUAAACAAUCAUCUUUUCUAUAUUCACUAGAAAUCAUAAUAUGUGUUUACAUAUCAUUCAACAAGAACUUUUUACAAAAUAAUGGAGCCAUCCUAUUGCUCAUAUUGCUGGCAGUCAUAAUUGGAAGGAUAUUAUAAUAAUAUGAUAAUCUAAUUGACACAUUAUAUUAACUCUCAAUUCCUAGCGAUCUAUUGGAUCUCAUCACACUAAUUAUUUCAAUAUACUAUUUUGCCCAUUUUAUAGCAUGUUGUUGGUUAUAUUGCGGAUUGCUUUAAGAAGAAAACGGAUCCUGGAUAACUUAUUAUGAAUUAUCAAACCAAGAUAUCUGGAUUAAAUAUAGUACUUCAUUCUACUGGGCAACUAUGACCAUGGUAACUGUUGGAUAUGGUGAUAUUACUCCAAAAAAUUAGACAGAAAUGAUUUUUUGUGAUAUUGCUAUGUUUUUAUCAAGUUGUGUUUUUGCAUAUUCUAUGAAUUCGAUUGGAAUCAUACUCAAAAAUAUUAAUGAUAAGAAAGUCAAUUAUAAAAAGAGAGCCAUCAUUCUUAAUUAGUAUAUGAAGAAGAAUGAUAUAUCCAAUCACAUUUAGGAUAAAGUUAGGAAUUAUCUAAAAUAUCAGAUUGAGAAUGAGUAUAAUGAAAUUUCAAAAGAUGCCAUCCAAAUACUCAAAUAAUUACCAAAAGGCAUUGAAUAAGAAAUCACUCAGAAUAUUAACAACAGAAUUUUGCAGAAGAUUAAAGUGUUUGACUAAUUCACAAAAUGGACCAAAUCAGAAUUGAUUGAUAAAAUCGAAUUAGCUAGUUACACACCUGGAGAAUACAUAUAUCAUUAGGAUACCAAUCAAAAUAUUGAAAUAUAUUAUGUCUAUCAAGGUUCUGUAAAUAUUAUGGAGGAGUAGAGCCAAUAGAAUAUUCAGUAGUUGAAACAAGGAGAAGUGUUUGGUGAGUUUUAAUUUUUUACUGGUUUCAAUCCUAAAGUGUCAGCCAUAAGUAGUGGUUUCUCAAUUAUUGCUAAAAUUAAAAGGGAGACUUUACUAAAGAUUCUAUAGGAUGUAAAAAAAGAUUAGGAAAAAUUUCAUUAAAUCAAAGAUAAAAUCUUGUUAUAUAAUGAUUACAGCGAUCUUAUGAUCACUUGUAAAUUUUGUAAAAAGAUUUCUCACAUCUUUUAUCUAUGCCCCAUGUUAUCAUAUCAACCAGAUAUGGAAUCUAGAUUAAAGAAGGAAGAGCUGUAUCCCUAAUAUUAAGAGAGAUAGCCAUUCAAAAGAGGAAUUUAAAAAAAGAAAAAUUCGUUGGUAUUGCAAAAAGAAACCUUUGAUAACAUUAAGGAGUAUUAAGAAAUCAAUGGAAUAGAUUAGGUAGAGGAUAAUCUAUAAAGUGAAAUAUAGACUAAUUCACUCAAUGAAGAAUAACUAUAUCCUAUUAAUGAAAAUCAAUAAAGCAUGAAAAACAUAAAUUUGGUACCAAAAAACCCAUAGAUGAUGACUAGAACUUCAAGAUUAUCAAUUAAUUAAAAUCAUUUUGGGUUCUGUAGACAGUCUGUUAUUUAAUCUUCUAAGGACAAAUACAAUAUAAAAGUGAAUUAAAAUUAAUUAACUAUUUCUAAUCAUAAUAGCCCACCAAAGAAUAUCCAUGAAUCCAAAGGUAUAACCAAAUGGAAUAUGUUAGAUAGCUUCAUUGAUUAACUACAAUUCCAUUAUUUAGAUAUAGAUUCAAUUUAAGAAUACGAAAUAUAUAUGAAGCAUAACAAUUUUAAAUAGGUGAUUAAGGAAUUAAAUCAAAAACCCAAAUAUAUUCGAAAGUUAUUAAAGUUAUAAAAAUACACUUUUAAUUAUUAUGUGAAAGUGAUGGCCAUUAAAAUUAGGGAAUAUUUAGAUGAUGAUGAAAUUAUAGAAAAUGUAUUUAGUAAAUCUUUAAGAAAGAACUAAUGA